Molecule: messenger RNA, 2443 nt
Organism: Dacryopinax primogenitus
Lineage: Eukaryota; Fungi; Basidiomycota; Dacrymycetes; Dacrymycetales; Dacrymycetaceae
Exons: 3
Coding region: 116-2116 (666 amino acids)
Source: RefSeq, a predicted model, not a curated record
UGGAAUAAGGGCAACAGGGCGAUCGUCACACACAAUAUAACUCGGCUCUGCCCGCUCAUUUAUCAACCCCCUUUUCUCUUUACACCUUCAUACACGCUUCCUUUUUCUUUUAAAGAUGGACUCUCUUCCCGUACCGUCGCCCUCGCUCAAGCGAAAGGCGUCGGUACUUUCUCGUUCCCAUUCUCCAGUGCCCGUGAUCGUAGAGGAACGGCCCACAAAGAAACAGAGACUGCGUCUGCCGACUCCUCCACCGGACAAAGCGCGCCGUCCUCGUGCAGCUCAUCGACGAGCGAUGUCUCUCCCCGUCUCGUCCUCCCAUGGCCGAAGAAGCCUCGAGUUUCCCCUUCGGUCCCAAACCGCAUCGUAUUCGCCUCCUCUUUCUGCCAGCAGCCUCACCCAGGUCAACGCAGAUUACGACAGCGAUGUGGACUACAUGGACGAAUAUAUCAUCGAAUCACCCGUCAGGCCACCGAAGGAGGUCGAGGUUGAGCAGGAGUCUGUUCCGCAGAUGCGUCUCCCCCCUUUGCGGCCCCUCACAAACGUGGAAACCGUCCGCCAGUGGGAUUUCUCGUCUCUCGCAAGCAACCCGCAGUUUCGUCACGAUCUUCUCCUAGAUCCUGAUUUGCCGUUUCUGCGUCCUGGUCCGAGCUACGCACAAAGAAUACUCAUGGACGCGUAUUGGACUGCUGUCGCGCGUGAAGUAGCCACAGGGUGCACCUGCACGGCGUUCGACCCCGCUUCUGGAGCGCCGCAGCCGUGUUGUUGCCAGAUUCUACGGGAGCACGACUCCCAGUCGUUCAUCGGCAUGCUCAGUGGGCAUCGCGUCGUUGGACCCUCUCUCAGCAUACCUGCUCGUCUCCCACUUCUGAUCUCCGAAUGUCGUGCCGUGCUCCUCUCCGCGUUGUGCCCUCCCGAGAAUCCGGCCUGGUUGCCGCAUCCUGGAAAACAGUGCCAACUUGAACAAACAGAGCAGGACCCUCUACCACCACUUCCAGAGGCGCCGUACAACGACUUGGACCUCCCAGAGUACUUCCGUCAAAUCACCAGCGUCAUCGUGCAGAACUGCGCACCGAUUCGGGAUGAGAUGGUCAGCCGGUUGGUGGAAGCUGCACAGAGAGGCGAUGUUGUCUGGGUGCUGAGGAGCUUGCUCGAUCUGGGUGAGCUCAUGAAAAUGGAUCUAGCAAAUUUCGAAAGGCCGCGCUUGGUGGAGCACUUUCUCCACGAAGCCCCUUCGUACGAGACUCGCUACCUUUACGAGACGCUCAUCGCUGCUCGCUCAACCCGACCAAAGAACCUGCGUGCUCUGAUGCCCAAUACCCACAUAUGGCUCACCACCCUUCCGUCCUCCCCUCAUCCUCCUCAACACGCCUGGCAUCGUCUCGCUCAUAGCCUAACUCAUUUCCUUCUCGCUCACGCACUGAGCUCACCUCCCUCACCUCUGCCGGAAACGCUGCGCCUUUCCGAACCUUUCAUCAACUCGCUCUCGACUUUACUGCAAGAUACUUUUGCGCUCUCGAUCCUAUUCUAUCAUUAUCGCACACUCGCCCAUCUCCCGGUACCGAAGAACUACCGGAGACGUAAGCCUGUGCUCGACUAUCUGGAACUGAAGCAGCAGAUAUUAUCUGUCGGUCCACUUCGACUAGGCGCGCCGUCAUCCGAAAGCGUCACGGACAGAGCAGCGUACAUUGAAGGCAUCCGUUCUGCGCUUCUCCUGGUCCGGACACGAGCUGACGACGCACGUUAUCCGUCCACCCUGUCGCCUCACAAGCGGCCGGUCCCGCUCGAACGCGAACUCGUGGCGGAUGAACGAUUCUUUUUCUGUGCACUGCGCCCGACGCCGACCGGGCACACGUUGCUGGGCACACGAGCGCGCAGCUUUGCCAUAGCCACCCUAUCCCGUGCGUUAUCGGCUGCGACCCUUACCAGUCUCAGGCUCUCGUUACCAGCAAGCAAGCAAGAACCAGAUGCGGACCUGCACAGCCUGCUGUCUGAUGCAGGGAUGGGCAUGGACUACCUGUGUGGCGAAAUGCGCGAGCUUGGCCGACGACUGGGCAGGCUCGUCGAGAUCCACGGGCAUGUGUGGAAGCCCGUCUACGAGGCUGAAGGCUGGCUAUGACCUCGCACGUCAUAGCUCUGUAUACCUGUAUACCAGUCUGGAACUUCUCUCUUUCCUCUAUUUACCGACCAUGCUGCCAUCCUGAUGGCUUAUGGCAUGGUCGUUGGAGCUGAAGAGGAUCCCCGUCGCCACAUGCAUCAAGUGCAACACCACUGCUUGUGGUAGACUGAUCUGAAUCAGCGAUCAUCGUUUCACAUCUCCGUCUCAGCGUUCUGGUCCGAUCAUAACAACGCCACGUUCAUUGCGUCGUCUUUUCCUCUUUCUCGUUCUGCGCAUAGGUAGUCAUCUGGGUGAUAUAUGCCUUUUCUCGCUUGCCCUUAUCUUCAA